This is a messenger RNA of Seminavis robusta, 1668 nucleotides long. The record is from the annotation of a GenBank genome assembly. NCBI's taxonomy places the organism in Eukaryota, Bacillariophyta, Bacillariophyceae, Naviculales, Naviculaceae.
AUGUCUGUUUUCUCAGCCCUUGGAGACAAUCCUUAUCCAACAGGCUUCAUCCGAGGAACCUUUGGAGCUGAACUGGGUGCAGGAGCUGAAGUCUCCGAGUUGCUUGGAUUUGCCUUUACUGGAACCACACAGGAUAUUGUGGGAGGAUCAGUUGUGACGGACAUUGAUGCUGCAGUUGGGGCUGGUAUUGGAAGUGCUUUGGUGUCAAAUCUCAAUGGACUUUAUUCCCUGGAGUUUACUUUAGGUGGAGGCAUUGGUGGUGGCUUUGGUAUUGGAUAUGGCAUCACUUCCCCAUUGAAUGGAUCAAACCAGCCAACAAUCUCCCCGAGCACAUCUCCGAGCAGUUCCCCAUCAGUCAGCAAUUUGCCAAGCAUUAGCUCUGCUCCAUCAACCAGUGCUCAGCCCAGCAUUUCCCCGUCAGUCAGCAUAAUGCCAACUAGUACCUCUGCUCCAACAACCUGUGCUCAGCCCAGCAGCAAGCCUUCCCUCCUUCCUAGCUAUGUUCCAUCGCUCAGUGUGCAACCCAGCACAACCCCAAGCACUUCCCCCAGCAGUAUCCCUUCUGAUCUACCAAGCUCAUCCCCAAGCAGCAUGCCAAGUGCAAUGCCAUCAGCCCAGCCAAGUGAUGGUCCAAGUAGGACACCCAGCAACACACCUUCAGCUGUCCCUUCAGCUAUCCCUUCAGCCAUCCCUUCAGGCCAGCCAAGCUCGCCCCCAAGCAUCAGUGGAAGUGCAUUACCAUCACUCCAACCCAGUGCUGCUCCUAGCAGGACACCCAGCAGAAUCCCUUCUGCUCUACCAAGCUCAUCACCAAGCAGCAUGCCCAGUGCAUUGCCAUCACUCAUGCCCAGUGCCGAUCCUAGUAGCAACCCCAGCAGUGCACCUUCUGCUCUGCCAAGCAUAUCCUCAAGCAGGAUGCCAAGUGCAUUGCCAUCGCUCAUGCCCAGUGCGGGUCCUAGCAGGACACCCAGCAGUGCACCUUCGCUUAUGCCCAGUGCGGGUCCUAGCAGGACACCCAGCAGUGCACCUUCUGCUCUACCAAGCUUAUCCCCAAGUGCAUUGCCAUCACUCAUGCCCAGUGAGGGUCCUAGCAGGACACCCAGUGGGGAGCCUUCCGCCAUUCCAAGCUUAAGCUUGAGCCCCAGCCAGGCUCCUACAAAGCCUUGUUCAUCAACUACAACUUCAGAUGUGUGCACACUUAUACAAGAUGGGGGACAAUUGGAUGUUUGUUUUGAUUCUCUGUUGCCUGCCACCAGUGAUGUGACUGUUCAAACUUUCACCCGGGGUGAUCUGGGUGGUGGGUCAGAGUUCUAUGAUGUAUUUGACCAAAAUGGAAACAUCUUGGGACAAAACAAUGGUUCUGGUGGGAGUGACUGCGAUUCAAUCUAUGGUCAGGCUGAUUUUGUUGUGGCACAGGCCACAUUCAACUCUUGGGUAGCCGCUGGCUUUGUCAGUUUCAUAAUGGAUGCCUCUACAGACUACCGCACCCAGCUUAAGCUUGGCACCAAGCCUGAGCUCGGUACCAAGCCAAAUACCAAGUAUGAUUCCAAGCUUGCCACCAAGCAUAAGCUUGGCUCCAAGUGUGAUUCCCAGUCAGGCUCCUACCAAGUCUUGUUCAACAACUACAACUUCAAGUGUGUGCCCAAUUACAACAGAUGGGGUAAGUGA